Messenger RNA from Periconia digitata, 1095 nucleotides. Lineage: Eukaryota; Fungi; Ascomycota; Dothideomycetes; Pleosporales; Periconiaceae. The record is from the annotation of a GenBank genome assembly.
AGUAAACUAGAACACCUUCACCUCCGUUCUGAAAGUUUUAAGAUCAUCAUGCAGUGGGCCACACUCGCCGUGGGCGCGCUUCUUGCGCACAACGUUGCUGCUCAAGGCAACAUGUUGCGAUUUGCCUGCUCUCAGCUAGUCGUAGAGAGGACUGAUCCACUGGUCAACCCCGGUCAGAAAUACACUCCUCAUCUUCACCAGAUUGUGGGCGGAAACUCUUUCAACGUCACUAUGGACCCCAACAACGACCCCGCCAAACUUUCCACCUGCACAUCUUGCUCGUUUGUUCAGGACAAGUCAAAUUACUGGACGGCUGUCAUGUUCUUCAAAGCAAAGAACGGAACAUACACUCGUGUUCCUCAAGUUGGUAACGGUGGCCCCCAGGGCAAGCUCAUCAACAAGGGCGGUUUGGACGUCUACUACAUCCCCAGCGGAAAGACGACUGCAUUCAAGAAGGGUUUCCGUAUGCUCGCGGGAUCUGCCUACAACACAGACACCGGCAAAGUCUCAAAGGGCAACAUCUGCCACCGAUGCUGGACGUCCCCCAACGAGAACACGUUCGUAGGAGCCCAGCCCUGCUCUGGCAGCGACACUGUUGAGAUCCCCGCCGACCCCAAGUGCAAGAUGAUCCGCCAAACCAUCAUUUUCCCCACUUGCUGGGACGGUGUGAAUCUCGACUCGCCCAACCACCAGGACCAUGUCAAGUAUGGCCAAGGCUCUGGCGCGAACGGUGGCGGCGCCUGCCCAUCCACCCACCCCGUCAAGCUGCCCCAAGUCAUGUAUGAGCUUAUGUGGAAUGUGACGACCUUUGCCGACAAGAACAUCUGGCCCUCCGAUGGAUCGAACCCAUUUGUGUACUCCAUGAACAUCGGAGGUGCCGCUGCUCACGGUGACUACGUGUUCGGCUGGGAGGGCGACUCCCUCCAGAAAGCGAUGGACAACGGAUGCAACCUCAACAACGCCUGCCCCAAAGCCGGUCUCACCACCCAAACCGACUCCCAGUACAGCGCCUGCACAAAGGCCCAACAGGCUCCCGAGGACGUCGACGGAUGGCUCAAGGAGCUCCCUCUCGGUGCCAAGGCAAUCAAAGCAUAG